AUGACAUUCUCAGAUUUUGAGUUAAUGGAAGCAGAAGGCGACUCCUCUUCCAGUGGCUCCUCCAACAAUGUUUCUUCUGCAAGCACAGUAUUCUCACGCAAGAAGAAGAAAAGAACAUGGAUUAAAGGACAGGAGAUCGAAACUAGUGAUAGUGAUUCUGACUAUGAAGUACCUGCAAAAAGAAAGAAAAAUCCAGAUAAACACAAAUCAAAAGCAGAAAAAAGGGAGGUAAAAAGAAAACAAAAGACAGCUGAUAAGGAAAGUGUAGAUGAGAGUAAAGGUAGUGACAAACGAAAGAGGACUAAAAAGGAUGAAGAAAACGACAAAUCAAAAGCAGAAAAUAGAGAAACUGAUAGGGAAAGUGUAAAAAUAAGUAAAGGUAGUGAAAAACAAAAGAGGACUGAAAAGGAAGAACAGCAUAAUAAAUCAAAAAAAGCGAGUAGUGAAGAAAAAGGGAAACAAAAGACAGCUAAUACGGAAAGUGUAGAUGAAAUUAAAGGUAGUGACAAACGAAAGAGGACUGAAAAGGAAGGAGAGCACAACAAAUUUAAAACAGACAGUAGUAAAGUAAAAGGAAAACAAAAGACAACUGAUAAGGAAAGUGUAGAUGAAAUUAAAGGUAGUGACAAACGAAAGAGGACUGAAAAGGAAGAAGAGCACAACAAAUUAAAAACAGACAGUAGUAACGUAAAAGAAAAACAAAAGACAGCUGAUAAGGAAAGUGUAGAUGAGAGUAAAGGUAGUGACAAACGAAAGAAGACUGAAAAAGAUGAAGAGCACAACAAAUCAAAAGCAGCGAGAAGCGAAGUAAAAGGAAAACAAAAGACAGCUGAUAAGGAAAGUGUAGAUGAGAGUAAAGGUAGUGACAAACGAACGAAGACUGAAAAGGAUGAAGAAAACAACAAAACAAAAGCAGACAAUAGUGAAUUAAAAGGAAAACAAAGGACAAAUGAAAUGAAAAGUGGAGGUAUAAGAGAAGAAAGUGUAAAACUAAAGAGAAGUAGAGAAAUAGGGGAAAUGAACCAUUCAAAUGCAAAAGGUAGUGUAGAGAACGAAAAACAAAAUAUUAACGGGAAGGAAUGUGAAGACAGAAGAGUAGUGACUAUAAAACAAAAAGGAAAACAACAUGAGGGAGAAACAAACAAACCAAAGAAAAGUGAUAGUGUAGUGAGUGAGAAGACGAAGGAAAGUGCAAGUAAUCAGGACAUGAGCAAUAACGAUAUGAAUAAAAGACAAGUAGAAAAUAAAAUUACAAAGGCAAAAUAUACCGGAGGGUGUGAACAAAAAAGUACUAGAAAUGACAGUGAAUACAAAAGAGAAGAGACUGUAAUACGACAAGUGAAAGCAUCUGAAGGAGAAAUGUACAAACCAAAACAAAGUGACAGUGUAGUGAGUGAGAAGCUGAAUCAAAGUGGAAGUGGAAAAGAAGUGAAUGAUAUCAUUGAGGAUAAAAGUCUUGAAGAAAAUAAAAUAUCACAGACAAAAGAUAGUGUAGGGAAGGUGGAACAGAAGACAAGUGAAAAUUUGAAACAAAUAAAUGAGAAACAGAACAUAAAUGAAAAUAACAUAAGAGUUCAGGGAGUUGCACAAACGACUAAUGUAGUAAAAGCUGAUGUGAAAAGUGUAACAAGUUCAGACGACCAGUUAACGGCUAGUCCUAUGGAGGAGUUAGUGUCAGACAUCCCACUGCUCCAACGGGUUCAAAACGAGCGAGUCAUUCUUGAUAUAGGCGGUAAGAAGUUUGAAACGUCUAGGAUUACACUCCACAGUGAACCUAAUUCUUUGUUGGCUGAAGUUGUUUCAGGAGGUGGAAUGACUCCUCGGAACGGAAAUGUAUACUUCUUGGAUCGGGACCCAGCCCAUUUUAGUUUUGUGUUAAAUUUUCAUCGGAACGGAAUGUGUCAUCCUAUGACUUUACCUCACGACCUAAGAUAUCUUUACGAGAUGUAUUAA
Molecule: messenger RNA, 1953 nt
Organism: Mercenaria mercenaria
Lineage: Eukaryota; Metazoa; Mollusca; Bivalvia; Venerida; Veneridae
Product: peptidyl-prolyl cis-trans isomerase G-like
Exons: 1
Coding region: 1-1953 (650 amino acids)
Biological process (GO): protein homooligomerization
Source: RefSeq, a predicted model, not a curated record